This is a messenger RNA of Actinia tenebrosa (Australian red waratah sea anemone), 1147 nucleotides long. RefSeq lists its product as uncharacterized. The record is from RefSeq and is a predicted model, not a curated record. Gene Ontology annotation, molecular function: oxidoreductase activity. NCBI's taxonomy places the organism in Eukaryota, Metazoa, Cnidaria, Anthozoa, Actiniaria, Actiniidae.
UCAUACCAGGGACCAAAAUUAAUAUGGCGGACAAAGGUGCAGAAAAUAAAAAUAAAUCAGAAAAUGUUGAUGGUCGUGUAAGAGUCGCUGUUAUUGGUGGAGGAAUAUCAGGUUUAGCGGCUGCGUCGUCUCUAGUACAAGAAAGGUUUGAUGUUGUUCUUCUUGAAGCUUCAGACUACAUAGGUGGGAGAAUUAAAACAGUGACAGCAUUUCCUGGAUUCCCACCUAUAGACCUGGGAGCUGAUUUUAUUCACGGCUCGAACUCGAUUAUAAAUAAGCUUGCUGAGGAGAAUAAUUGGACUGUCAAACAAGUAUGUGUGGAUAAAAAGAAAGAUGAAAGUGUGAAACAAACUCCAGAAGUUGUCAUCACAAGUCGAGCAGGAGAAACCCUGGCAGUAGAUUAUGUGGUAGUCACAGUACCUCUUACCAUCCUCAAAGAUGGUGAUAUUAUCUUUUCUCCUCCUUUGCCGCCCAAGAAGCAACAUGCCAUCAACACUAUUCAAAUGGGAGCUGCCUUAAAAAUAGUCUGUAGAUUUAGAAUACCUUUUUGGCGGGAAAAAACUCUCAUUUUUCCUAUCAGAGGGUUUCUUAGUCAAAUAUGGACAUAUUCACGUGACCCGAAAGAAGAUGGCGAGGAGUGUCACGUGGGUGUUGGAUUCGCAACGGCUGCAUUAGCUGCACAGAAGGCUCAUCUUUUUGACGAAGAAGUUUGCGAACAAUUUCUACAACAACUAGACGAAAUAUUUGGGACCGAUGCCGAUCCAAAACCUGCCACCAACAACUUCAUAAGCUUUGUGUACGAGCACUGGUCCAGACACCCAUAUGUUAGAGGAGGAUACAGUACACAGACAGUUGAUACUUAUGGCUUGAAACAACACUUAUCAGCACCAGUAGAAGGGAGGUUAUUCUUUGCUGGAGAGGCGACCAGUCUAAUGUUGAAUGCUACAGUGCAGUCAGCGAUCGGGACUGGAAUGCGUGCAGCUCGUGAAGUCUGUGAAGCAGCACAGUUGAAUGUUGAGCGAAAAAUAGUUUGCAGUGUUCGUGCUCCUCCUUAAACUCCUUGAAAUUCCUUGAAUUUCAUUCAAGUUUUCAAGGGCACUUGAAAAGCUCUUGAAUUUUACGAUUUUAGCAAAACUCCUUGAAAACU